Molecule: messenger RNA, 1205 nt
Organism: Clarias gariepinus (North African catfish)
Lineage: Eukaryota; Metazoa; Chordata; Actinopteri; Siluriformes; Clariidae
Product: lymphocyte antigen 75-like
Exons: 2
Coding region: 17-784 (255 amino acids)
Source: RefSeq, a predicted model, not a curated record
CACACCAGAGUAAGAGAUGAAGAUGAAGGUUGUUCUCCCUGUCCUCCUCCUUGCAGCUCUGACAAAAGUAGCUACAGCUCUGUUCUGGAGAAAAUACAUUCCUAUGGAUCAGAAGAUGAACUGGACUGAUGCUCAGGCAUACUGCAGGCAGAACUAUGCUGAUCUAGCAGCCUUUCAUUCACAAGAUGAUCAGGACAGAUACCAACAGUAUGUACAGUCUCAUUGUGAUAAUGGGUGUUGGAUUGGCCUCAGCAGGAAUGUACUAGAGAAGACCUUUGCACAGUGGUCUGAGGGAUCAAAUGUCAUUUUUACACAGUGGGACAGUAAUGAACCAACCAAUACAAUGAGUUAUAACUGUGUAUAUGCACAAGGUGAUUGGCAUACUGAUGACUGUAAAAAUGUUCAUUCCUUUAUCUGCUACAUCUGGAAGCCAGAUCUGAUUGUGGUGAAGGAGAUGAAGACCUGGGGAGCCGCUCUGAAGUACUGCAGAACAAACUACACUGACCUGGUGAGUUUAAAUACAGUAGCAGAUUUACUUGCAGUCAACAAAAAGAGCAGUGACAUCCUGACACCCAGUUUCUGGACUGGUCUGCGCUUCCUAGAUGAAUCGUGGUUCUGGGUGAACCAGGUCCCGAUAAAUAAGCAAAGGUACAUGCAGGUGAUGCCCUCAUGCCCUGCUCCAGGUUUCCGCUGUGGAUCCAAAGAUACCAAUUCUAACACUCUGCAAAACAGUUACUGUGAGGAGCCGAGGAACUUCCUCUGCUACACCCAAUCUGGGAAUUAAUUCAAGAUGAAGAUGUUCACUGCAAUCAAGACCAGGACAAAAUGAAUUAAACAGUGAUGAAUUGAAGAAAUGCAGAGAAAGAUAUGAUCAUUGUCAAGGUUUUACAUUUACACUAGUUAGCAUUAACAUUGUAAAGUAGAUGAUUUUAUGGGAAUUAUUAUAUAUGACUAUAUAUUCAGAUUUGACAUGUGCUGUGUUUCCUGAAACCUCCUUCAUUACUCCAACUGUCAAAACUUAUAAGGCGAACAAAUAAAUGCUGUAAAAUUUAAUAACAACUUGGGUCUGAAAUAAAAAGAAAAUGAUUAAUUUCUUAUAAGAAUGAAUGCCUACAGUAUGAAUCCAGACUUUGGGACUGCCUGUAUAUUAAUCUGUUACAUGUUUUAACUAUUAAAUAUAAAUUAUGUAAAAUGAUGUAAAAUCU